This is a messenger RNA of Pollicipes pollicipes, 1897 nucleotides long. Its product is annotated as ALK tyrosine kinase receptor. Lineage: Eukaryota; Metazoa; Arthropoda; Thecostraca; Pollicipedomorpha; Pollicipedidae. Gene Ontology annotation, cellular component: signaling receptor complex; plasma membrane. The transcript is spliced from 11 exons. Gene Ontology annotation, biological process: regulation of neuron differentiation; positive regulation of kinase activity; multicellular organism development. The record is from RefSeq and is a predicted model, not a curated record. The coding region runs from base 53 to 1897 and encodes 614 amino acids. Gene Ontology annotation, molecular function: ATP binding; transmembrane receptor protein tyrosine kinase activity.
CGCCGCAGGGGGCGACGCUCUGGACGGGGCGAACCAGAACGGCCGCGGCGGGAUGAGCUUCACCACUGGACAGCACCGGGUGGUGCGGCCGGCCAGCCACAUCGGCCCCGGACAGGUGCACGUCAUCCCCGCCUUCAAGGGCUGCGGCUGCGAACACCUGUGCGCCGCCAUCGACACCAGGGUGACAAUGACCCGCUGCAUCUGCCAGGAGGGCUGGCAGCUAAUGGACGACAAGACCUCGUGUCAAGGUCCGCCGGGCCUGGGCCGCCGUCAGCAGUGGUCCAACACGGCCGUAAUCGUCGUGGUGGCGCUGGCUGUCCUCUUCCUGCUGGUGGUCGGCAGUCUCGCCGGCUUCUACUACAACAUGUACCAGCGGCGGAAGGUGCUGGGCCGACGGCGGGACGCCGGCGGCGGGCUGCAGCUCAACAGACUGCGCGGCUCGGCCGGCGACAUCCUGACCGAGUACAACCCCAACUACGAGUUCGGCGGCGCCCUGCCCUGCACCGUCAAGGACCUGCGCGAGAUCCCCCGCCAGAACCUCACCCUGGUCAAGGAACUGGGCAAGGGUGCGUUCGGCCAGGUGUACCAGGGCUACCUGAAGAACUACGUCAGUGACUCAGUGGAGAUGCCGUGUGCGGUCAAGACGCUUACGGAGCUCUCCUCCGAGCAAGCCGAGAUGGACUUCCUCAUGGAGGCGAUGAUCAUGUCCAAGUUCGUGCACCCCAACAUCGUGCAUUUCAUCGGCGUCAGCUUCGAGAGACAUCCGCGCUUCAUCGUGCUGGAGCUGCUGUCCGGUGGCGACCUCAAGAGCUUUUUGCGUGAGAGCCGCCCGACACCGGAACGGCCGCCCAGCUUGAAAAUACAGGACCUUCUGACCUGUGCCAUAGACGUAGCAAAAGGAUGCGAAUAUCUGGAAAACAAACGGUUUAUCCACCGGGACAUAGCGGCACGAAACUGUUUGCUUACAACGAAAGGACCCGGGAGAGUUGUGAAGAUCGCAGACUUCGGCAUGUCUAGAGACAUCUACCGGGCCGACUACUACCGGAAGGGCGGCCGCACCAUGAUCCCCGUCAAGUGGAUGCCGCCCGAGGCGUUCCUGGACGGCGUUUUCACCACCAAGACAGACGUCUGGUCGUUUGGCGUGCUGCUGUGGGAGGUGAUGACGCUGGGCCAGCUGCCGUACCCGGGCCGCGGCAACACGGAGGUCAUGCAACUGGUGAUGGACGGCGGCCGCCUGGACUCGCCACCUAACUGCCCGCGUCCCGUCUACGGCGUCAUGUGCCAGUGCUGGCAGCGCGUGCCAGAGGAGCGGCCCAGCUUCACCACCGUGCUGGAGCGGCUCGACUACUGCCUGCAGGACCCGGACGUGAUGGCCGCGCCGCUGCCCGUGUUCGACGGCGUUAGCUCCACCGACAAGGACUCGACCGUGAUGCGGCCGUCCGACUCGGAGCCGCUCGUGCCGCUCGAGAGUCAGAAGCGCGCGGCGCGCAGUGCCGGCUCCGACACACCGGCCUCCUCCUCCUCGGCCGAUUACCUGGUGCCGACGGAGCCGAGCAACCAUUCACUCUGCACGGUGCGCACCGAGCUGGCGUCCGAGGCGAGCUGGGAGGACGUGCGCGCGCCGGCCACCGACCGAGGCGUCUCAGAGACGUCCUUCAGCACGCUGGAGCGGCGACGCAGCGGCGCGGCGGCCAGCUCGCCCAGCGGUAUGCCGCUGCUGCAGACGCCCCCGCCGUACAUGAACGUGGGCGCUGAAGGGGGGCUGGCCGCCGCCACCAUGCCACGGACUAGCUCGUACGACAAGGCCUUGGGCAGGACGGAACCCUGCAUCAUCGGCAUCACGACGCCGAAGGCGGACGCCGAGAAAAACCCGAACUACAGUGAGAUCCACUGCUAG